CAAUCACGGCGGGUCAAAGUUGUGCUGCGGAAGAGGGAUGCCGAGGAGAUGGCCGAGCACAGAUAGCGUCGUGUUGGUGACCAACUUCACCAUGGAGCUGCUCCGGAGGAGAGACGCAGGCUGCGGGGGGCGGCUGCUGCUCUUCGCGGUUGUUUUCGGCUGGUGUGUCGGGUCUGUGCGAUGUUUCGGUAACAACCAGGACAGCGAGUUCACGUUCCUGGUGCCCGCCGGGAGAUCCGAGUGCUUCUUCCAGACAGCGGCGAAGAACGGCACGAUGGAGGUCGAAUAUCAGGUGAUAGCAGGUGCUGGUAUGGAUGUUGACUUCACCAUCCAUUCUCCAGAGGGCGUCCUGCUCAUCAUGGAAUCCCGACGCUCUGACGGAGUCCACGUGGUGGAGCCCACGGAGGCGGGGGACUAUCAGAUCUGCUUUGACAACAGCUUCAGCCACUUCUCGGAGAAGAUGGUGUUCUUCGAGAUCAUCAUCGAGGGUCAGGGAGGAGAUGUGGGUGGAGAUGAUGAGUGGGCGGGCUUAGAGGAGCCUGACGGAAGCCUGCUGGAGUACAAGCUCGAUGACAUCCGGGAGUCCAUGGACUCUCUGCACAGACGCCUGGAGCGCAGCCGUCAGAUGCAGACAGUGCUGAAGGCCUUCGAGGCGCGCGACCGAAACCUGCUAGAAGAUAACCUUUGGAGGGUCUCCUUCUGGUCCUGUGCCAGCAUGAUGGUGAUGCUGUGUGUAGCCUUCACUCAGGUCUACACUGUCCGUAAACUGUUUGAUGAUAAGCGGAGAGUCUGCACAUAAAGGAAACGUCGCGCUGCACUACACGACGGGCUGGGAAGGAAAACAAGAUGUUCACCUGUUUACCCAUUCAGAUUGUGCGCCAUCACUUUUCAUUUUGUCUACAUGAAUACCACAAUUCAAAUUAAACAGUAGAGGCUUAUUUCUCAAUCAGGGAAGAAUAAUUGAAUUCCAUUGCUGUAGCUCAUGACGGGUAGCCAGAAGAGAACGAGGAAGUUGGUAAUUUUUUUUCAUUUAGUGCCUUUAAUGUCAAAUUUGACCACAGACCAGUGAGAAAAUCCUUUUUGAAAGACGCAGCCUUCAUAGACCAAAUACCAAAGGUUAUGUUGUUGCUGUCCAACAUAUUGAAACUGGUUGAAGCAAAUCUAGAGGACUCGCAAAUUGAUAGUUUCCAAUCGAUAGCAAUGUGCAAUAGAGUUGUUGGUGUCUUCCUGAGAGUGAGAUCCUGCCGUUAUACUUGUGUACUGUCCAUUGACCUAAAUGUAUCCUUGGUUACAGCCUCAUGUUAGCUUUCUUUUUCUUUGAGAAGUUACUGAUUUGUUUUUUUGUUCCAGUCCAAGAUCAUAUGGGCAAAUAAUAAUGUAGAGUAAGAAACAGUUUUUCCUAUAACAUGUAUGUUUCAGUCCUCCUGCAGACACACACACACACACACACACACACACAGACAUAGACAUAGACAUACACACACACACACACAUACACACACAGUGCGUCUGUUCAGAGAAGCAUCAAUGCAAUUCAGUGUGAACAAAUGUGUAUUUCUGAAGGAUAACAUUUGCUUUACCUUUGAUGUGUUUUACUGUGUCAACAGAAUCUGACAUUUUGUUUGUACUCAGACGGCCAUAAAGUGAUUUGUUUUCUAUUUACCAUGAGCAGAGUGUCAGAUAAUUAAGAUAAUCAGGUUUUCAUGGGUGUCAUUUAUAUUAAUAAAUACAUUUUUUACACAGUUUA
Messenger RNA from Pleuronectes platessa (European plaice), 1747 nucleotides. It is a transcript of the gene tmed1b, whose product is annotated as transmembrane p24 trafficking protein 1b. Gene Ontology annotation, cellular component: Golgi apparatus; endoplasmic reticulum-Golgi intermediate compartment; endoplasmic reticulum. The record is from RefSeq and is a predicted model, not a curated record. The transcript has 5 exons. The coding region runs from base 38 to 799 and encodes 253 amino acids. NCBI's taxonomy places the organism in Eukaryota, Metazoa, Chordata, Actinopteri, Pleuronectiformes, Pleuronectidae. Gene Ontology annotation, biological process: endoplasmic reticulum to Golgi vesicle-mediated transport; Golgi organization; intracellular protein transport.